Molecule: messenger RNA, 2263 nt
Organism: Oryzias melastigma (Indian medaka)
Lineage: Eukaryota; Metazoa; Chordata; Actinopteri; Beloniformes; Adrianichthyidae
Gene: lgals3b
Product: lectin, galactoside binding soluble 3b
Exons: 7
Coding region: 1099-1977 (292 amino acids)
Biological process (GO): positive regulation of calcium ion import; negative regulation of extrinsic apoptotic signaling pathway; macrophage chemotaxis
Cellular component (GO): immunological synapse; nucleus
Molecular function (GO): IgE binding; laminin binding; carbohydrate binding
Source: RefSeq, a predicted model, not a curated record
UUUUCAGUAAAAAAAAAAACUUCAUCAUAUUCAGCACCACAUUCAGAAAAAAGCAUUCACACUAGCAUUAUUGCAGGUAAUGCAACUUUUCUAGUUAAUUUCUGUAAUCUUCACAGAAAAAAAUAAUACUAAAACAUUAAAAACAAACUAGAUAACUAGCAUUGCCUGUGGCAAUGCUAGUUAUGUGGCCGAAAGUGAUAGCUGAAAUCGCUGAAGCCAAUAGCUGAACAAAAGCUGAAGCUAAUAGCUAGCUAAGAUAAUAGCAAAACUCAAAAUUAGCCUAAAAAACAGAAAAAAACUAAAUAAGCCAAAACAGCUAGCAUGUUGCUGAGUCUGUAGCCUUUUCUUUCUUAGAUUGUUUGGGGAUUUUUGUCAUGUUGUACCAUCGGUUCUUUUGUGAUCUUAACAAAUUCCAGCUGUAAAUCAAUAUUUAAGCUAGUAGUUUGAAAUUUGUCACUGAAAUUCCCUAUAGUGACAUCCGUGUAAUAGCGAAAACAUCAGAAAUGUGCUCUGUAAUUGGUCUACGGUAUUUAUUUUUAGCUGUUUUAUAGGUAUUUCAACAAAAAGCAUGUGUUAGCAAACAUGUGUAGCAUGUUGGGAGGCUCAGAAUCUUUUAUCAUUUCCUCUACGUAGAUACCAGUUCAUAACCUGGUUUAUGCCGAGGUUUAAUGCUUUAGAAGAAGCUUCAUUUUGAUGAAAGUAAAUAAAAAUCCUCGACGUGACCCCUUGACCUCUGAAGAGAACCUGACAGGUAAAUGAUGUUCUCCUGCAGACUGAGAGCAGGUCGAUUCUCUGCAGGAAGACGAGCUGAACGGGAGGUUAUUUUCAGGAAAUCAAACAGAGGAAGACUCCUGCAGGGCCUUCACAUCCGGAAAAAAACAACAAGCUGGGGCUUCAAUGAGUCCGCUUUUUUUUUUUUCUCUGUCUGUGUGAUUUCUGGCUCCAGAGGAGAACAAAUCAAUCCAGUUUAUUGAUUCAACUGGGCAGCUCUGAUGGAGCUGUUUCAGGCUGACACGCCGGGACGCUUCCUUAUCUGAAGUGUUUUCAUUUUAAAAACCCCCUCAGGAGGUAAAACAGCAGAAACUCCAGUUUCUGUGCAUGAAUUUAGUCCAGCUCAGGAGAAACCGCCGUGACCAGCUCAUCCUGGACUCCCCAAACCUGCAGCUCCUCAUCUACACAUCCUUCAGGUUGCAGAGGAGCAACAUGGAUCUCUCAGAUGCUCUAGAUGUGCCGCCUAACAGCCAAACCAAAGCAGGAGCUCCUGGAUCCACCAAUCCAGUAUGGCCAGGAGGACAACAAGCUCCUAAUCCCACUUGGCCGGGACAACCAGCUCCAACCUGGCCGGGACAACAAGCUCCUACCUGGCCGGGACAACCAGGUCCUAACCCCACCUGGCCAGGACAACCACGUCCUAACCCCACCUGGCCAGGAGGCCAGGCUGGGGGGGGCGGCAUGUGGACUGGUGGACCCGGAGGAUGGCAAAAUCCUUCAGUUGGGCCCGGACCUGGGCCCGGACCUGGCCCUGGACCGACCAUCCCAACUGCUCCACAACAGAGUGUGGCUGUUCCAUUCAACAGCAAACUACCAAACGGAGUUUACGAUAAGCUGCUGAUUACCAUCGUUGGAACCGUCAAACCCAACGCAGAACGGUUCACAGUGGAACUGGCAGCAAAAAGCGACUUGGCCUUCCACUUCAACCCUCGCUUUAACGAACGUGGCAAGAAGGUGAUUGUGAGGAACAGCCUCAUCAGCAAGAAGUGGGGCAAAGAGGAGAGAGAUCUGGAGCACUUCCCCUUCGUCCAGGGUCAGCCGUUUGAGAUGAAGAUCCUGUGCACCAACACAGAGUUUAAAGUGGCCGUUAACAAGUCUCACCUGCUCGAGUUCAAACACCGGCUCACCAACCUGAGGUCCAUCGAUACCCUCAGCAUCUUCUUUGACGUCACUUUGUCCAGCGUCAACAUGGAGACCAUGCACUGAUACAGACUACUGAUCAACUAGAGAGUUCAAGACCAUCUGAAAAAUCUUGUAAUAAAUCAGUUUAAAAAAAAACGAAGGUCAGGAAGAGAUGUACCCACAAUUCCGAGAUCUGAAAAUUGAGACAUUCUUCAGAAACUGACACAAUCUAUUACAUCUCCACUGAAGAUCGCACUAAGAACUAUCAUCGGAGAUCCACAUUUUAUUCUUGUUUGGUUUGUUUUUUUAUCCUUUAACACAACUGUGCUCAGAGGAGAAAUGAAGAUGGUCAAUAAAUUGAUUAGAUGAU